Messenger RNA from Staurois parvus, 948 nucleotides. The record is from the annotation of a GenBank genome assembly. Lineage: Eukaryota; Metazoa; Chordata; Amphibia; Anura; Ranidae.
ACCAGAUCAUGUAGUCCAAGAGAAUCCUUGCAAUCCACAAUGAUCAUUAAGCCUAUUAUUAUUGAAAAAGAUAUGAAAGAAAGUAUGAGUGACUAUAGGGCAAGAUCAAGCUCAGAGUCAAGCAGAUCUCAGGUCAAUUUGACACCAAACAAAGUGACAACCAGCAUAAAAAUUUAUCCAUCUGAAGCUAUCUCCCCUCGCACAAGCAUGGAUGAGCCCACUAGAGAAAGGCAUACUUCAACAAGUAAUAUUAGGCUUUCUGCAAAUGAUCAGCCAGUGUUAAAAAACAAUAUAAGUAUACCUUUUGAAAUAUCUAUUAACAAGGAGGAUAUGGUAUUUAAAAUGGCAAAUACAGAUAAGAAUUUGGAGCACAAAGAAAUAUACAGGGCCAUUGAUCACAAGAUUGGGAAGGAGCGAGCAAAGGGAACUGAUAAUGAACUUGAGAGUGAACCUGUGACAUGGAAAAGUCAUAACCGGUUUGAAACGAACCAUGUGGACAGUAAACGUGGAACUGUUAGAAGUUGGAGGAAAGGAGUCUAUGGUUCAACUGAAGAACUAGAUAGAAUUGACAGGGAUUUAUCUGAAACCAAAAGUAGACGUAAAUCAUGCUUUGAUGAGGAGAAGCCUGUAAGGUUGCGUAACCAUGAGAUUUACUCAAGAAAUAAAGGCGUGAGCAGUUGGAGUACUACUCCAGAAUAUAUCUCUAAAAGGAGUCAGAGCACCCUAACUGCAACGGAGAUUGUGUCAAGAAGAAAUAUAUCAAAUGACUCCUAUUUAGGAUAUUCUUCUUGGAGCCGCUCAAGUGUUGAAGUUGAUGACAGUUUUAACUCCAGAAGAAAGUAUACAAGUGAGAGAAUGACAAGAACAGAUUCUGCUGGAUGGAGGCAGACUCAAAACCCAAGACAAAAGGGCAUGGUGGAGGAACGAAUUCGACAAUUAGAGCACUGA